Molecule: messenger RNA, 1238 nt
Organism: Cydia splendana
Lineage: Eukaryota; Metazoa; Arthropoda; Insecta; Lepidoptera; Tortricidae
Product: alpha/beta hydrolase domain-containing protein 17B
Exons: 4
Coding region: 153-1016 (287 amino acids)
Biological process (GO): protein depalmitoylation
Cellular component (GO): plasma membrane; endosome membrane
Molecular function (GO): palmitoyl-(protein) hydrolase activity
Source: RefSeq, a predicted model, not a curated record
CACCAGUAUCCCGUCAUGGCUGAAAUGUUGACGAACUGUCAAUUUUAGUGAAAUUUUCUUAUUUUCGCCAUGCCCAGUAAUUUGUGAGUUGUGGUUUUCUAAUGGAUAGUGUUGAAUUAUAUUUUUUCUAUAAAUAAUUAUAUAUUUUCACGAUGAACGGGUUAAGUUUCAGUGAACUCUGUUGCCUGUUUUGUUGUCCGCCAUGCCCGGGGAAAAUCGCUGCUAAGCUCGCAUUCCUACCUCCAGAACCCACGUAUGCAUUCACGCCCGACGAAGCGGGCUCCAAGUUCUCUCUGACGCUGACCGAGCGGGCAGAAUGGCAGUAUACGGAGCGAGAAAAGGAGAACAUCGAAGGUUUCUACUCGCGGACGACGCGGGGCAACCGCAUCGCUUGCCUCUUUGUUCGCUGCAGCCCUAACGCGCGCUUCACGAUACUGUUCUCGCACGGGAACGCCGUAGAUCUGGGACAAAUGAGUAGCUUUUAUUUAGGAUUAGGCACUAGGAUAAAUUGUAAUAUAUUCAGUUACGACUACUCGGGGUACGGGGUGAGCGGCGGCAAGCCGUCGGAGAAGAACCUGUACGCGGACAUCGACGCGGCGUGGCAGGCGCUGCGCACGCGCUUCGGCAUCAGCCCGGAGAACAUCAUCCUGUACGGGCAGAGCAUCGGCACCGUGCCCACUGUGGACCUGGCGGCGCGCUACGAGGUGGGCGCCGUGGUGCUGCACUCGCCGCUCAUGUCGGGCAUGCGCGUCGCCUUCCCCAACACCAAGCGCACCUGGUUCUUCGACGCCUUCCCCAGUAUCGACAAAAUACCGAAAGUUAACUCUCCAGUUCUCGUGAUCCACGGGACAGAGGACGAGGUGAUCGACUUCUCGCACGGACUCGCCAUCUACGAGCGCUGUCCGCGCGCCGUCGAGCCGCUCUGGGUCGAGGGCGCCGGCCACAACGACGUGGAACUGUUCAACCAAUACCUGGAGAGACUGAAACGGUUCGUCUCCGUGGAGCUGCUCAACUGACAAAGACUGCCGGCCGCGGGCCAGACUACUCAAGGUGACGACCAAAAUCCAGCAUCCACCCUCAGCUCCGGCACCACCAGCUCGGCCACCGAGAGGCUCCUCUAGCUAGCGGGGGCCGGGCCCAGCCGGGCCGGCCCCGUCAAAAACUGCAACCCCUCGCCUGCGCAUGCGCCCGCGCCGUCCGCGCCACCGCCCGCGCCGCGCAUCAGCGUCAGCGCGGCC